CUGUUGUCCUACGUUCUUUUGCUCUUCCGGUGUUGUAAGUGCACGUGUUUUUAUAUGAAAUCAAGAAUAAUUGUAUAAAAAGCAGUUGAAUUGUGCACACGGUUCGUUAUGGGUAGACCAGGAUUUGUAGGCAAUAGAGGAGGUGGCCGUGGAGGUGGCCGUGGGGGUGGACGUGGUGGUGGACGUGGUGGUGGCCGUGGUGGAGGCAGACCAAGUUUUGGUAAUAGUGGAGGUCCAAAUGAACGACGAAGUGGUGGUAGAGGAGAACGUGGAGGAGGGGGUUUUAAAGGUGGGAAGAAUGCGAUAAUAGUGCCACAUCGUCACGAAGGUGUGUUUGUAGCCAAAGGAAAGGCAGAUACACUACUAACUUUAAGUUUGGUGCCUGGAGUAUCAGUAUAUGGAGAAAAAAGGAUUGGUGUUGAGCAAGAGAAUGAUUCCGGCAAUAAAGUUGAAUACAGAAUAUGGAAUCCGUUUAGAUCUAAGUUAGCUGCUGCUAUUAUUGGAGGUGUUGAUCAAAUUUACAUGGCUCCUGGUAGCAAAGUAUUAUAUCUAGGUGCUGCAUCCGGUACUACUGUGUCUCAUGUUGCUGAUAUAGUUGGUCAAGAAGGGAUUGUGUUUGCAGUGGAAUUUUCUCACAGAACAGGCAGAGAUCUUAUGGAUGUUGCUAAAAGAAGGAGUAAUAUUAUUCCUAUAGUUGAAGAUGCAAGGCACCCUCAUAAAUAUAGGAUGGUGGUAGGAAUGGUAGAUACCAUAUUCUCGGACGUGGCACAACCUGAUCAAGCUAGAAUUGUUUCGCUAAAUGCGCAAUGUUUUCUUAAAAAUGGUGGACAUUUUGUUAUGUCUAUUAAGGCGAGUUGCAUAGACUCACUUGCGACGCCUGAGGCAGUGUUUGCAGCAGAAGUAGAAAAGUUGAAAGCUGAUAAUUUGAAACCACAGGAACAAAUCACACUAGAACCAUUUGAAAGAGAUCACGCCGUGGUGGUUGGCAUCUACAGGAAGCCGAAAAAGGCGUAAAAAAUUAAUAUAUGUAUAUAUUUUUUAAAUGCAAUGUAACUAAAAAGCAGAUAAAAAUGAAUGUGGGCAAGUAAUAAAUAGAUAGCCUAAUGGAUA
Linepithema humile (Argentine ant) is the source of this 1110-nucleotide messenger RNA. It is a transcript of the gene Fib, whose product is annotated as rRNA 2'-O-methyltransferase fibrillarin. Gene Ontology annotation, molecular function: rRNA methyltransferase activity; histone H2AQ104 methyltransferase activity; RNA binding. The record is from RefSeq and is a predicted model, not a curated record. Gene Ontology annotation, cellular component: nucleolus; Cajal body; small-subunit processome. Lineage: Eukaryota; Metazoa; Arthropoda; Insecta; Hymenoptera; Formicidae. Gene Ontology annotation, biological process: rRNA methylation; box C/D sno(s)RNA 3'-end processing.